Messenger RNA from Nestor notabilis (Kea), 2049 nucleotides. It is a transcript of the gene GNPAT, whose product is annotated as glyceronephosphate O-acyltransferase. The record is from RefSeq and is a predicted model, not a curated record. Lineage: Eukaryota; Metazoa; Chordata; Aves; Psittaciformes; Psittacidae. The annotation marks the transcript as partial. Gene Ontology annotation, biological process: ether lipid biosynthetic process. The transcript is spliced from 15 exons. Gene Ontology annotation, cellular component: peroxisome; mitochondrial membrane; peroxisomal membrane. Gene Ontology annotation, molecular function: glycerone-phosphate O-acyltransferase activity.
UUUGGUACUGUAGCCAAGCAGACCACCGAAUGGCUUGAGAGAGUGUUUCAUUAUUUAUUUGUAUGUUCCCAGCAGAAAGAGCUCACAUCAAAGAAAAGAGAUGAGUUUGAAGAUAUCUUGGAGGAAAGGCGAUUGUCCAGUGACUUGAGAUACGCAAUGAAAUGUUACACUCCUGUGAUCUACAAGGGGCUUUCACCUUGCAAGCCAAACGCUAUUAAAAGUGCUGUUCUCCAGUCAGAGCAAGUUCAAUAUGUUAUCAAGCAGUUAGCAAAAGAAAUGGGAGAAUCACCUGAUAUUAUUCAAGAAGAAGCCAUGGAAAUCCUGGAUGAGAUGGGCCACAACAUGCAAUUAGGAGCUGUCAGAUUUUUUGCCUUUACUCUGAGCAAAAUAUUUAAACAGCUUUUCCAGAGAGUUUGUGUGAAUGAAGAAGGAAUGCAGAGAUUGCAACAUGCCAUUCAGGAGCAUCCAGUUGUACUGCUGCCCAGUCACCGAAGCUACGUAGACUUUUUGAUGCUGUCUUAUUUGCUAUAUACGUAUGACUUGGCUUUGCCUGUCAUUGCUGCAGGAAUAGAUUUCCUAGGAAUGAAAAUAGUUGGUGAGCUGCUACGAAGGGCAGGUGCCUUUUUUAUGCGACGUUCCUUCGGUGGGAACAAGCUCUACUGGGCAGUGUUUGCUGAAUACGUUAAAAUGAUGUUAAGGAAUGGCUAUGCCCCAGUUGAAUUUUUCCUUGAAGGGACUAGAAGCCGUACCGCCAAGACUUUGACUCCAAAGUUUGGUCUUCUCAGCAUUGUGAUGGAACCAUUUUUUAAACGUGAAGUCUUUGACACGUACCUUGUUCCCAUCAGCAUCAGCUACGAGAGGAUAUUAGAGGAAUCCCUCUAUGCAUAUGAACUCCUAGGAGUCCCAAAGCCCAAAGAAUCUACAUCUGGGUUGUUAAAAGCCAGAAGAAUCCUCAGUGACAAUUUUGGUACCAUACAUAUCUAUGUUGGCCAGCCGGUAUCACUUAGAACCUUGGCAUCUGGGAGAAUCAGUCGGUGCCCAUACAAUUUGGUUCCCAGGCAUCUUCCCCAAAAGCCAUCUGAGGAUAUCCAAGAAUUUGUCAGUGACGUAGCUUAUAAAAUGGAGCUCCUGCAAAUAGAAAACAUGGUUUUGAGCCCGUGGGUGUUAGUUGCUGCUGUCCUGCUCCAGAAUUUGCCAGCCAUGGAUUUUGAGCUUCUAAUAGAAAAGACCCUGUGGCUUAAAGGCUUAACACAGACUUUUGGAGGAUUCAUUGAAUGGCCUGAUAACCUGUGUGCCAAAAAAGCAGUUAUGUCUGGCCUCACCCUGCAUUCCAACAUUGCUCGCCUUGUCGACGGCCAUGUGGUCCUAAAUGACAAAGGAGUGGAAGAUGGAGCCGUAGGGGAAAUCGUCUUCAAGCAUGCCAUGGCCAUCCUCAUGUGUGCCACCUACAGAAACCAGCUGCUGAAUGUGUUUGUGCGUCCAUCUCUGGUGGCAAUUGCCUUGCAGAUGACACGCAGCUUCAGAAAAGAGGAAGUCUAUAGCUGCUUCAGCUUCUUGAGAGAUGUUUUUUCUGAUGAGUUCAUCUUCUUUCCUGGCAUUUCAUUGAAGGAUUUUGAGGAAGGAUGUUUCCUACUUACAAAAUGUGAUGCCAUUCAAACAAAUCAACAGGAAAUCUACCCUACCAACAAAGGAAGCGUUAUAGUAUCUUUCUUGUCAACUAUGUUCAGACCAUUUGUGGAAGGUUAUCAGUUAAUUUUCAGAUACCUCGCAAAGGAAGCAAAAGAAGCCUUUACUGAGAAGCAGUUUAUACCUGGAGUCCGCAACUUUGUUUUUCAACUUCUUGAAAAGGGGAAUACACAGUGUUACGAAGCACUGUCUUCUGACAUGCAGAAAAAUGCCUUAGCAGCUCUUGUGCAACUAGGUGCAGCGAAGAAGAAGAAAAUGUCCAGUGGAUUCACUUACAGUGUAAAUCAAGAAGCUGUUAAUAAAAUCCUGGAUAUGUUUGAUGCCAGGAUACCUGUACAGAAGCCUGUGGCUGCACGACUCUGA